AUGCCAAGUGUAAACUGUGCUGUUAUUGGCUGUUUUAAUAGCACUAAGAAGCUGCGAAAAUGGAAGAAGGAACGAUGUGAAAUUCACGAAGUUAACCAUGAAGAAUGUUCAUGUCAGCGACCGUUUAGUUUGUAUUGCUUUCCAAGCGUCCUUAGAAAUAACGAACAGAGACAGCGUUGGAUAAAAGCUAUGAGAAGAAUUAACCCAGAUAAAAGUGAUUGGGUACCAAAACAAAGUGACAGGGUAUGCUCUGUUCAUUUUGUUGAUGGAACACCUUCCCAAAAGUAUCCAGACCCAACACUAGAAUUGGGGUACGACACUCCUGUUACUAAAAUACCUAGGAGGGAACUAUUUCGACAUUCUCUGGAAAAGUCAUCUCUUGAUUCAGAAGAUGUUCCCAGCAAUGAAGCCCAAGAAGAGGAACCUUGUUGCUCAAAUAUUUCUGACGCAUCAGGAUUUUUUUCACCGACAAUACCAGACCACUCUUACACUAUUUCUUCACCGCCUACAUGUGAAUCAUGCAAAGACAAGAGCGAAAUGAUCAAAUCUUUGGUCAGUAAAGUGAACUCCUUAACUGUACAAGUAAAGAAGUAUAGAGGCAAAGCCUUUGAAAUUGUUAAAAAUACAACAAUGACUUGGAGAAUCAUUAAAAGUGAUUCCAAAAUGAAUUAUUACACUGGUCUAUCUUCUAUCAUGUUAUUUAACGCUCUGUUAUUGUUAUUAAAGCCUUACUUACAGCAAGUGAAUUAUUGGAGGGGGUCAAAACGAGCAUGUUUAAGUACUAAAAUAAAGCGUCAAACUAAACAUGUGAAAAAGUUAACACAGCGUGAUGAGUUUUUAAUUAUAAGUAGAGUUUUGGGUGAUGCACUUGUUGUCUGGCUGCCAAGAGAAGCCAUUCGUGAUAACUUGCCUAAAACAUUUGCCAAAGCAGGUUAUUCCAAAUGUCGGGUUAUAAUUGAUUGUGCUGAGGUGUUCAUUGACAGACCAAAAUCCUUAACAAAUCAAGCAUCUACUUGGUCAGACUAUAAACAUCACAAUACUUUAAAAUUUCUUGUUGGUAUAAGCCCUUCUGGAUAUAUAACUUUUUUAUCUGAUUGUUAUGGUGGGCGCGCGUCUGAUAAAUUUAUUACAAAUGACUCUGGAUUUUACAAUUUGUUAGAAAGGGAUGAUGAAGUUAUGGCAGAUCGUGGAUUUCAAAUCAGAGAAGAAUUAAUGUUACGUUUUUGCAAAUUAGUUGUUCCACCAGGUGCACGUGUAAAAAGUCAGAUGACAAGUGCUGAAUGUAAAAAAACUAAAGAUGUAGCAAAUUUAAGGAUUCAUGUUGAGCGAGCAAUUAACAGAAUUAAGUUUUACCGCAUACUCAAGGGAGUGUUGCCUGUUACAAUGUUACAACAUGCAGAUCAUAUAGUUAAAUGCUGUGCUGCAUUAUGUAACCUAAAGCCUGUAUUAAUUAAAAAGAAACCAGAAAAAACUACUUGA
Messenger RNA from Hydractinia symbiolongicarpus, 1479 nucleotides. RefSeq lists its product as uncharacterized. NCBI's taxonomy places the organism in Eukaryota, Metazoa, Cnidaria, Hydrozoa, Anthoathecata, Hydractiniidae. The coding region runs from base 1 to 1479 and encodes 492 amino acids. The record is from RefSeq and is a predicted model, not a curated record. The transcript is spliced from 2 exons.